Messenger RNA from Lycium ferocissimum, 1734 nucleotides. RefSeq lists its product as uncharacterized. The record is from RefSeq and is a predicted model, not a curated record. The coding region runs from base 40 to 1524 and encodes 494 amino acids. Lineage: Eukaryota; Viridiplantae; Streptophyta; Magnoliopsida; Solanales; Solanaceae. The transcript is spliced from 2 exons.
CAUCACAUUAUUUCAUAUACAGACAGUGAAAUUAAAACUAUGGCUUAUACUUGCAAUUUUCCUGAUAUAUACUCCUGGAUUCAGAACUUACCACCAUUUUCUCGAUGGAAAACUGACACAAUUUCAAUUUGCAUUUCUCCUUCAUGUUCAUAUCAACCUUCACUCAAACUCUCCGUAGCCAAGAAUUACCAUUUUUCCGUUACUGCGGAUUACAAUCUUCCUAUUUCCCUAUGGACCUCGAAACCACUAAAAAUAAAGCACAAUUCAACAAAAUUAUUAGACGACGAGUCAGUAUUCAGUCUCUUUAUCAAUUUUGUUCAGGACGUCCUUCAUUAUGGUCCGAACAAAAAUUCUUCGUCCUUCCUCAAGAUUCCGCGAAUGGAUUUGAAUAAUUCCGGUUUUAAGGAAAUUUUCAAUUUCUCAUUUUUAACUCUGGCUUUCAUAAUUUGUAUAUAUGAAGCGCCUGCUGAUCUCAGGUCCACAUGUGUUAUUGCCCUGAAGAAUCAAUUUUCAUGUUCACAAUCUAGGGAAGCGUCAAAAUUGCUUGUGAGAAUUUUGGGAACGAAUACUGAAGAGCAAUGGAUGCGUUCAGUAAAUUUGGCGAUAACUAAUUGGAUCAUGGAAAUUCAUUCUUCUUCGAAUCAUCCUAUGAAAACGCCAUGUCGGUUGUUUUCAUACUCAUUUUCGACACAAGGGCUAUGGAAAGUCCAGUUGUAUUGCCCUGUUAUUGCAAUGGAAGUUGAAACAUCUACUGCUAGUAGUUUAUCUGAUGAUUUGAGGUUUUCACUCAACUUUCAUCAGGUUGAAGGAGUGAUUCAAUUGAAUUAUAAAGUUAUAGUUCGAGAAAAGUGGAUUGAAGUGAUGGUGAACACCGAUAAUAUUAGGUGUGAUGUUGUUAGGCUAGUGAAUGAAUCACUAAUGGCAGAGAGAGGAGCUGGGAUAUCAGAGAAGCAUUUCCCUUCAAGAAUUUCAUUGCAACUAACUCCAACACUUCAAUCCAAUGUGUUGAGCAUAUCAGUAAACAAAUCCUCUGAUAAUCCCUUAAGAGAAAUUAACAUGGAAAAGACCAUUGAAGCAGGAUUCGAUCCACCAAACUCCUACAUGGGCCUAAAAGUCUCCGCGGGAGAGACAGUUGUUACGAGCAUGAAGCCGUGGAAAUUUGAGCAAUCUGUUAACGGAGACGGUGCAAAUUUGAAUUGGUUUCUUCAUGAUGCGGGGAAUGGGAGAGAGGUAUUUUCGUCAAAGCCUUCUGUUUUUUCGCUUAUUCAACCAAAGGCUUGGUUCAAGAACAGAUAUUCAAGUGUUUAUAGGCCAUUUACUAAGCAAGGAGGGGUAAUUUUUGCUGGAGAUGAGUAUGGGGAAAGUGUGUGUUGGAAAGUGGACAAAAGGGCUAUAGGGAAAACAAUGGAGUGGGAAUUGAAAGGGAGAGUUUGGUUAACUUAUUGGCCAAAUAAACACAUAACUUCUUAUGCUGAGACUAGAAGGUUGGAAUUUAGAGAAGUGCUUCAUCUCAAUCUUGCUUAGUUAUAAUUGUUGUAUUGAUUAUCAAAAUAAUGCUUGCGUCGGGGUAGGUUGUCUACUCGCGCCCACUUGAAGUGCGGUCCUUUUUCGGAUGCUUUGUGAACGCAAAACACUUCGUAUGCCAGGCUGUCCUUUUAUUGAUUACCAAAAUGUAUUUGUGUGUUGCAUAGUCAUAUUUGUUGUAUUGAUUAUAAAAAUGAUGCUUGCAUCAGA